AUGUCGUUGAAAACACUUCCUCUUCUCUUUAUUAAUCUUGGAGGUGAAAUGAUAUACAUCCUGGAUCAACGAUUGCGUGCUCAAAAUAUAGCAGAAGAAAAAUCAAGAAAAGUGCUUCAUGAUAUAAUAGCCACAAUGUUCAAUCAGCGAUUUAUAGAUGAAUUAUUUAAGCCUCAGCCAUUGUAUUCCAAGAAAGCCAUGCGAACUGUGUUUGACCGACUGGCACAUGCAUCAAUCAUGAGAUUAAAUGCUGCCAGUAUGGAUAAGCUUUAUGAUUUAAUGACUAUGGCAUUUAAGUAUCAAGUAUCCCUCGCCCUGCGCCCAAAGGACAUUCUCCUGAUCACAUUUAACCAUGUGGACGCCUUGAGAUCUUCUACAGAGGAGGGUGAUAAUGUUCGGAAGCAAGUAGAGCAUGUCUAUGACAAGCUGACAGAGACGUAUGCAUCCCUCUCACAUGGCGAGUUUCAGCUGAUUAGACAGACAUUACUUAGUUUUUUUCAAGACAUGCAUAUUAGGGUUUCUAUUUUCCUAAAGGAUAAAGUUCAGAACAAUAGUGGCCGGUUUCUCAUAACCCCUGGAGGUACUUUACCUUUUGGUACUGAAACACCUGGAACAAUCCGAUUGUUUAAUGAGAAUGGAAAAUCUAGAAGCAUCAGCUUCCAUAAUGGUGCCAGCUACAAUGCUGCAACAAAGGAAGGAUCAUUCGAUGUCAGCGGAGAUCGUGUCACACAGCUUGGAAGCAAUAUGUAUUCUUUGUCCAGGCCAGCAGAUACCAGCACAGGGACUAGCAUGAAAUCUGUGGUACAAGGAAGUGAUGUGGAUGUCACCAGCCCUGAUCCACUUGCUAAAGCCCAUCUGGAUCUUUUGGCACAACUGAUUGGGGCUAAUCUCACAACAAAUGAAUUCAGAUUGAAUCUCUUCACAAAUGACAGAGAAGAAGAAGAAGCCUCUACUACAUCACUACAGCUAGUUGAAGCAGCUGAGCCCGAAGUGGUAAAAAUAGAUGCCUCAAAGACAACAAAGAGCAGUGAGCUGACCAAGAUAAUUGGUGAAAUGACAUUGGAUCAGACUGAAGUUGGAGGGGAUGACAAUGACUUGCUUGACCUCAUGGAUAGCUGA
Candidula unifasciata is the source of this 1119-nucleotide messenger RNA. The record is from the annotation of a GenBank genome assembly. Lineage: Eukaryota; Metazoa; Mollusca; Gastropoda; Stylommatophora; Geomitridae.